UUUCAGUUCAAUCAAACGAUAGCCGUCGCUACUUCUUCUCCCCUUCAUCUUCGACGAUUGAUCGGUGCCUGAAUAUUGAAGUUUCUUGAAUCUUCCAGAGACAACCUAAGUUGCAGAAACGAUUCUUAACCCUACUCGGAACUUUUGACAAAAGAUGGCUUCGAGAUUCUGGACUCAGGGUGGUAGUGAUUCCGAGGAGGAGGAGAGUGAUUAUGAUGAGGAGAUUGAGACUGCAGCCGGUGAAUCUGCUAAUCAAGCUGUUACAAGCAGAUACUUGCAGGACAAUGCAAGUGACAGUGAUGACUCUGAUGGCCAAAAGCGCGUUGUCAGGUCAGCAAAAGAUAAGCGUUUUGAGGAGAUGGCUUCUACUGUUGAUCAGAUGAAGAAUGCCAUGAAGAUUAAUGACUGGGUGAGCUUGCAAGAGAGCUUUGACAAGAUUAACAAACAGCUUGAGAAAGUUAUGCGUGUUACUGAGUCCGAGAAGGUGCCCAAUCUUUAUAUUAAGGCACUUGUGAUGCUAGAAGAUUUCUUGACUCAGGCUUUGGCAAAUAAGGAUGCAAAAAAGAAGAUGAGUAGUAGCAAUGCUAAAGCCUUGAACUCAAUGAAGCAGAAGUUGAAGAAGAACAAUAAGCAAUAUGAGGACAUGAUUAACAAAUGCAGGGAGAAUCCGGAGAGUGAGGAGGAAAAAGAUGAAGAGGAGACGGAGGAAGAAUAUGAAAGUGAGGAUGAGAUUAUUGACCCUGAGCAGCUUAGAAAAGAUGGACCCAAGUCAGAUUCAGAAGCUUCUCAAUAUGAAGAUGACAAGACUGGUGCAAAUGAAGCACCUUGGGACCAAAAGUUUAUGAAAAAAGACAGAAUUUUGGGAACACAGUUUUUGAAAGACCCCAGCGAGAUCACAUGGGACAAAGUAAAUCAAAAGUUCAAAGAGGUUGUGGCAGCUAGGGGCAGGAAGGGAACUGGAAGGUUUGAACAGGUUGAGCAACUCACCUUCUUGACAAAAGUUGCUAAAACACCUGCACAGAAGCUGGAAAUUCUGUUUAGUGUGGUUUCUGCUCAGUUUGAUGUUAAUCCAGGCCUCAGUGGGCAUAUGCCCAUUAAUGUAUGGAAAAAAUGUGUGCAAAACAUGCUGAUAAUUCUGGAUAUUCUAGUGCAGUACCCAAACAUAGUGGUUGAUGAUUCGGUGGAGCCAGAUGAGAAUGAAACUCAGAAAGGGCCUGACUAUGAUGGAUCAAUUCGGGUUUGGGGUAAUUUAGUUGCAUUCUUAGAAAGAAUAGAUGCUGAGUUUUUCAAGAGCCUGCAGUGCAUAGAUCCUCAUACCCGUGAGUAUGUGGAGAGACUACGGGAUGAGCCCAUGUUUUUGGUUCUUGCUCAGAAUGUCCAAGAAUAUCUUGAAAGGAUUGGAGAUUUCAGAGCUUCUUCUAAGGUAGCCUUGAGGAGGGUUGAACUCAUUUACUACAAACCUCAAGAGGUUUAUGAUGCCAUGAGAAAAUUGGCUGAACUGACGGAAGAUAUAGAUAAUGGAGGGGAGGCAAGUGAAGAGUCAAAAGGAUUUGAGGAAACACGAAUUCCUACUGCUUUUGUUGUUACUCCGGAGCUUGUGGCCCGAAAAUCCUCCUUCCCUGGGAAUAGCAGGAACUUAAUGGAUGAAUUGGUAUCACUAAUCUACAAAUAUGGUGACGAGCGUACUAAAGCACGCGCAAUGCUUUGUGAUAUAUACCACCAUGCUCUUCGCGAUGAGUUCUCAAUAGCUCGUGAUCUACUGCUUAUGAGUCACUUGCAAGACAAUGUUCAGCAUAUGGACAUUUCUACACAGAUACUUUUUAACAGGGCUAUGGCGCAGCUAGGUCUAUGUGCUUUUCGGGUCGGACUGAUUUCCGAAGCUCAUGGAUGUCUUUCUGAACUUUACUCUGGUGGAAGGGUGAAGGAGUUGCUUGCACAAGGUGUGUCUCAAAGUCGUUACCAUGAGAAGACUCCAGAACAGGAAAGAUUGGAAAGAAGACGUCAGAUGCCAUAUCAUAUGCACAUAAAUCUUGAGCUCUUGGAGGCUGUUCAUCUUAUAUCUGCUAUGCUGCUGGAAGUUCCUAAUAUGGCAGCCAAUAUUCAUGAUGCAAAGCGCAAGGUCAUCAGUAAGAAUUUCCGUCGCCUGCUGGAGGUCAGCGAUAAACAAACAUUCACCGGUCCACCUGAAAAUGUCAGAGAUCAUGUUAUGGCUGCCACAAGGGUUCUUAGCAAGGGAGACUUCCACAAGGCUUUUGACAUUAUUGUCUCUCUUGAUGUAUGGAAAUUUGUGAGAAAUCGGGACAGUGUGCUUGAAAUGUUGAAGGACAAAAUUAAGGAGGAGGCCUUGAGGACAUACCUCUUUACCUUCUCUUCAUCUUAUGAUUCUUUGAGCCUGGAUCAGCUUACAAAAAUUUUUGACCUCUCUGUGCCUCGCACUCAUAGCAUUGUUAGUAGGAUGAUGAUCAAUGAGGAGCUUCAUGCUAGCUGGGACCAGCCAACUGGGUGCAUUGUUUUCCAAGAUGUUGAACACUCAAGACAGCAGGCUUUGGCAUUCCAGUUGACAGAGAAAUUAUCUAUCCUUGCAGAGAGUAAUGAAAGAGCAACAGAGGCAAGAAUAGGUGGUGGUGGAAUGGAUCUGCCUCUGAGGCGGAGAGAUAACCAGGACUAUGCUGCUGCCGCUGCUGGGGGUGGAACUGGGUCUUUAGGUGGUAGGUGGCAAGACAUGUCCCUUUCUCAGCCAAGGCAAGGCAGUGGACGUGCAGGAUAUGGUAGUGGUGGCGGAAGGCCAUUCGCAUUAGGCCAAGCAACUGGGAGUGGCUAUUCAAGGGAUCGAAUGGGAAGAGGAACAGGUACUGGCUAUCAGAGUGCACGGUAUCAAGGAGGUUCAUCGUUGAGGGGAUCCCAGGGCGAUGUAUCUACCCGUAUGGUUAGCCUCAAGGGAGUUCGUGCUUAAAAAAGAAGUAUAUUAGAGAGGAAUUCUAAGCUUUUAAAGCAUUUAAAACUGUCGUCUUUACUUCAGUCUUCAUAAUUUUACUAUGCACUAAAACAUUCUGGUUUUCAUUUUUGUACAGUUUUAUUUUCUUUAUCUAAAGAUUCAAUGAGAAAUUUAUGGGAUCUUGCUUUCAUGUUUUCCCCAUUUUGGCUUGGGUUUAUUCUGUUCGAAUUGUAUCUGUAAGUUCUUGCUUGGCAUCGGGAUAUUUGACUUUGUUAUUAUCUUCUGUGUAGCAUCUCCUUUGGAUUGGUAGUUUAUUUGUUCUUAGCAGCAUUAAUAUCAUUUGCUACAGUAA
Messenger RNA from Gastrolobium bilobum, 3287 nucleotides. Its product is annotated as eukaryotic translation initiation factor 3 subunit C-like. Gene Ontology annotation, biological process: translational initiation. NCBI's taxonomy places the organism in Eukaryota, Viridiplantae, Streptophyta, Magnoliopsida, Fabales, Fabaceae. Gene Ontology annotation, cellular component: eukaryotic translation initiation factor 3 complex. The transcript has 4 exons. Gene Ontology annotation, molecular function: RNA binding; translation initiation factor activity; translation initiation factor binding. The record is from RefSeq and is a predicted model, not a curated record. Bases 155 to 2953 code for a protein of 932 amino acids.